Messenger RNA from Camellia sinensis, 1419 nucleotides. The record is from RefSeq and is a predicted model, not a curated record. NCBI's taxonomy places the organism in Eukaryota, Viridiplantae, Streptophyta, Magnoliopsida, Ericales, Theaceae.
AUGGCGGAGGGACCAUCUCUUCUCCGAACGGAUUCCGGAGUGAUGCCGUUGAUGGUGGACAGUGGAACUUCGUCGUUGUUUUCCAUGAUAGAUGAUCGGAAAAACUUAGAGGACAAGAUCAACACUUGCAAUGGAUUUUAUUGUGACCAAUUCACUCCCAAUUCUGCUACUAAACCAAAAAUGUGGACUGAGAAUUGGACUGGAUGGUUUCUUUCGUUUGGCAGUGCUGUGCCAUACAGACCUGUGGAAGACAUUGCUUUUGAUGUAGCACAAUUCUUCCAGCGAGGGGGAACCUUCCAAAAUUAUUAUCAAUACCAUGGUGGGACUAAUUUUGGCCGGACCACUGGCGGACCUUUCAUUGCUACAAGUUAUGAUUAUGAUGCUCCAAUUGAUGAGUAUGGACUUCUUAGACAACCUAAGUGGGGCCAUCUAAAAGAUGUGCAUAAAGCCAUAAAACUUUGUGAACCAACAAUGGUUGGCACCAAUCCAACAAUUACUUCCCUUGGUCCAAAUUUGGAGGGAUGUUCCCCAUUUCAAGCAGGUGUAUAUAAAACUGGGUCAGGUUUAUGUACUGCUUUUCUUGCCAAUGUGGAUUCCCAAUCUGAUGCAAUUGUGAAUUUCAAUGGCAAUUCAUAUAAUUUACCAGCAUGGUCUGUGAGCAUCUUACCUGAUUGCAAAAAUGUAGUGCUUAAUACUGCAAAAAUUAAUUCUGUGGCUACAAUUCCACAAUUCACGCGUCAAUCAUUGAAUGAUAAUGUUGGUGCUUCUGAAGCAUUCCUGUCAGGCUGGAGUUGGUUUAAUAAACCAGUUGGUAUCUCAAGUAACAAUACAUUUAUGCAACUUGGGUUAACAGAGCAAAUAAAUACUGCAGCCUACAAGAGUGACUAUCUUAGGUAUUCACUAAGCACUAACAGUCAAGGUGGGUCCCAAACAGUUCUUCAUGUGGAAUCACUUGGCCAUGUCCUUUAUGCUUUUAUUAACGGGAAACUUGCAGGGAGUGACGAAGGCAACAGAGGCAAUGCUAAGGUUGCCAUUGAGGUUCCCAUCACACUCGUCCCUGGAAAGAAUAGAAUUGAUCUCUUGAGUUUGACAGUUGGACUUCAGAACUAUGGAGCAUUCUUUGACAAAUGGGGUGCUGGGGUAACUGGUCCGGUGAAACUGAAAGGUCUAAAUAAUGGAUCUACCAUUGAUUUAUCCUCACAGCAAUGGACAUAUCAGACUGGGCUGAAAGGUGAAGAAUUAGGCCUCUCAGGUGGAGGUUCUUCAGUUUGGGUGUCAAAACCCACUUUACCCAAGAACCAACCCUUGAUUUGGUACAAGCGACACUGUAAAACUUAUGGAAUAGAGUCAAAAUAUAGCAGCGAUUCACAAAAUGUCGCAAAAGUGAAGGAUAUAGCGGCAGUCGAACCAUCGUUAUAA